Molecule: messenger RNA, 720 nt
Organism: Klebsormidium nitens
Lineage: Eukaryota; Viridiplantae; Streptophyta; Klebsormidiophyceae; Klebsormidiales; Klebsormidiaceae
Source: the annotation of a GenBank genome assembly
AUGAACGCCUUUAUGGACUUUCUGAACAUGGGUGUUGCUUACAUGAUGAUAAUGGUGGCUGCAAUACAGGGUGGGGUGAACGUCAUAGCAGAGGGCAGGGACUGGCAUGACUUCUUUUCAAUCCUACUUCAAGGAGUCUGCGAUGCUAACAAAUUGUUCUGGGACGUGUGCGUGAAGAGCCCGGGCGGGAUCCAUGAUGCCACCCACUUGAGGGACUCCGAGCUGUGGACAAAGUUGAGGGCGCAUGAGAUUCUUCAAGAGCCGGUGAUCAGCAUUGAAGGGAGAGACAUCAAACCCUACAUUGUUGGGGACAGCGCGUAUCCACUAAACUCUUUCCUGCUGAAACCCUUCAACAACAAGUCCACAGGGACUCUCGAACAAAAUCUGUUUGACAAGCAGAUCAGGAAGGGAAGAGUGAAGAUUGAGAAUGCCUUUGGGAUCUUGAAAAGCAGGUGGCAGAUCCUUAAGAACCUAAACAUUGGGGUAGAGAAGGCUGCAGAUGUGAUUGUGGCAUGCACUGUGUUGCACAACAUCUGCAUUCUUGCGGGGCAGCUAGGAGGAGAUGAUCUGAUGGACCCUCAUCCUAAUGACUUUGGAGGAGGUGCCCCAGGCCUUGCUGUUCAAUCAGAAUACGCUAGCAAGAAAGAGGGAAAGAGAAGAAGAGACCUUCUGCUAGCUGACUUUAUAGAGAGAAACCCUUUGAUAGACCUAGAAAACUGA